AUGACGUCUGUUUCAAACACUUCAGCCCAAUCACAAUCUACAACCAAAACCGAAAAUGUAGCUUCGCUUCGCUCGGCAAGGAAGGUACAACGUGGUUUGGUUACAAGGAACACUAAUCGAUUGGAAAUCCUACUCUCUGAUUUUGACAACAACCACGACAAGGUGUUAGCUUUCAACGAGAUCGCCGAUCUGAAUGAACUUAUCAACGAACGACGCGCCAAACUGCAAGCCGUCGACGAGGACUUACGUCUCGCUAUGCAUCACGAGGGUGAAGAAGAGUCAACUAUCGAAAAAGAAAUGGAGGAAAGCUACGAUUAUACUGAUGAACUAUCCAUGAAAUCACGUAGAAGGCAGCGACGCAUCGACGCCAUUGACCCACGCAGACAAGCACCGAACACAGGCUCCAGCGCCGGUUCAACUCCACGCAGCAACCCAUCAGCUAGUACGCACAGAACUGUGAAUUUGCCGAAAAUUGAAUUACCAACAUUUUCGGGCAAUGUAUUGGAAUGGAUCACAUUCUAUGACACGUACAGGUCUACAAUUCACGAUGAUAAAACACUCGGAGACAUUCAACGAUUCGCAUAUCUCAAGGGGGUAUUACGAGGAGAAGCCCUACUCUUGAUUUCAAGUUUACCGCUCACAGAAGUGAAUUACGCCCAAGCGCUCGCACUUCUCAACGAACGUUACGGACAGAAACAUAUGAUUAUUUCCGCUCACAUGGAAGCUCUAUGGCAGCUGCAGUCGCCCACCGACGAUGUUACGAGUUUACUACGCUUUAAUGACACGCUCGAGUCCCAUAUCCGCGGACUGCAAGCCCUGGGAAAAGAUGAAUCCACGUACGGCGAGCUACUAGUUCCCAUGAUACUACGUAAGUUGCCUAAUAACAUUUGCACACAAAUUGCUAGAAUCCUCGGCAACAAAGCCUGGAAUAUUGUCGACCUGAGAAAAGCUAUUACUGCCGAAAUACAUGCUUUACAGGCGGGCCUGACAAAUGUCAACAAUGAAGGUCAGACUCUUGGGGGUCAAAUGUCACGACUCUCAAUAACCGCUUUUCACGCGCCUACUUCUGGGUAUCGUAAACAACGACAUGCAGUGAGACAAUGCUUAUUUUGCAAAGGUUUACAUAACCCCAGCGAUUGCACAACAAUCACCGAUCCAAAAAAGAGACUUGACAUAGUGAAGAGGGACAAAUUAUGCUACAACUGCCUUGCAAAUCACUUGGUAAGCAACUGCACUUCGAAAUUUAGUUGUAAACAUUGCGAACGGAAACACCAUUCUUCGCUGCAUUUCAAUGAUCGCCCAGCACGGCAAACCAGCUCAAAUAUGUGUGUGAGCACUCCAGCCAGCGACAGAAACACAACGCAAGCACAGAGCAAUGAACAUUCGGCAAAUGGAUUAACCACUACACGCGCAAAUGACACACGCGUUCAUCUUUCAACUUCACAAUUUCGCCAACCUACCGGACCUGUCCUAUUAAAGACAGCCGUGGUUCCUGUUACUGCCAAAUAUGGGAACAUUAUUUAUGCCAAUGUAUUAUUUGAUGAAGGGGCUACAAGGUCAUUCGCUACUACCAGAUUUGCAGAGAAAAUCAGCAUGAAGCCCACCACCCAUCGAGAGACUGUCAACCUAUCAACAUUGGGUCAUCAGGACAAGUACUCAAGAACACUAUUUAAAGGUGAGAUCCAUAUGCAUACCCUGACUGGUGACAUUGUAUCUAUAGAACCUCUUGUUAUACCUGACAUAUCUAACAAUCUGACUCACCAUGUGACACCUGACUUACUUGAUUUGCCAUAUUUACGUCAUCUAAACUUGGCUCACCCUGUAUCAAUCGAUCAGUCAUUUGAUAUAGAUAUUCUAAUUGGCUUAGAUUAUUUUUGGGAGAUGGUCGGAGACCGUGUCAUUCGAGGAUCUGGACCAGUUGCUGUGAAUUCUAUUUUUGGGUAUAUUUUGUCUGGGCCUAAAAAUAAUGGCCAACCUAACUCAAAUGCUCAAGUUUUGCAUGUAAUCACAGAUACUCAGUAUGAGGAGAAAGCUAUAGCCUCAUAUUGGGACCUGGAAACUAUUGGCAUAUCAGCUGACGAAUGUAAACAAAACAAUGUUGACAAACACAUUGACUAUGAAACAUACAAAACCACACACUUACGACGUGAUGGUGGUCAUUAUGUAGCUAAGUUGCCAUGGAAACAAGAACAUGAUGAACUACCUGUCAACUAUGAGGUCACUCUGAACCGCACACGCAACAUGGUACGACGCCUACCUAGUGACAUACUUCCUGUGUAUGAUAGACUAAUUCGUGAGCAAGAAUAA
Messenger RNA from Saccoglossus kowalevskii, 2307 nucleotides. RefSeq lists its product as uncharacterized. The record is from RefSeq and is a predicted model, not a curated record. NCBI's taxonomy places the organism in Eukaryota, Metazoa, Hemichordata, Enteropneusta, Harrimaniidae.